This is a messenger RNA of Magallana angulata, 2475 nucleotides long. RefSeq lists its product as uncharacterized. The record is from RefSeq and is a predicted model, not a curated record. Lineage: Eukaryota; Metazoa; Mollusca; Bivalvia; Ostreida; Ostreidae. The transcript has 9 exons. Bases 73 to 1746 code for a protein of 557 amino acids.
ACGUUUCCCGAAACAGUCUGUGGCCGUUCUAUCAAGAGAUUUACAUCUGAAGACAUCAACAGCAGGGUCAAAAUGAAGACUCUGUUUAUCAUCUGGGUUUUGUUCCCAUGUUUUCACUUGGGGUCUCUUAAUACUAUGCAAAUAUUGGUCACAAAGAACCCGAUGACGUGGGAAACGGCGGACGAGGUUUGCCCGGUGGAAUUCAAAGGUUCUGGGUACAGACAUCUUGCAGCGGACAUAAUCGAGGGACCAUUCAACCUUCUUAACGUUAACAACUAUGGUAGUGUUUGGUUGGACAGCAAAGCAUAUGAUCUAGGAUGUAGAGGCGAUAGAUGUUCGUUUAUUGUGAUAAGACAUCGACGGUUAAUCAGCUUUGACUUCAAACAUCUAUGUCAUACUGAGAAUGAUUCAGUCGUAAUCAAAAAGUAUUGCCCACAGUCCAGCAUCGUCAACAUCACAUCACCAUACAUAGUAGAACGUUUACGAAAAAACUUGACAAGAUUUGCAUCUGGCGAAGAAUUCAUCAUCAGUAAUGUCAAAUUUAGGGGUUACAGUGAUUUCAAGUGUGAAAUGGCCAGAAAGCGAGGAAAUGAAUUCCGAAAGAUGUUCACGGAAUGCAACGAAUUCCAUUGUGCCCUUUGUGAACAUUAUACAACCGAUUCUGUCAUGGUCACCACCAUAGAAUACAAAGAGGACAAUAGGGAAUAUACAUCAGUCUUUGUCCCACACCCUGCAAAUCCCGGGGGCAUGUACCCCAUGAAAGAUAGCAAUGAAAGUGACACUGAAUCGCUGGGAGUGACAGGGAUUGUGAUGAUAUGUCUAUCAGCCGCUGUUGUCGUCAUGGCCCUGUCUUUUUGCAUAGGCUUAUUUAUCUACUGCAGAAGAAAGAAGAUGACCCUCAGCAGUGUCUAUGAUACCAUUUUCAUGCGUUCACGUGGUAGAAAUCCUUACACCCUCCGUGUACCAAAUGACCCGACCUCACCAAUAUCUGAACGACCGAACCUACUGCCACCACGGGCAGACCUGCCGUCUGCUCCGCCCGUCAGACACCAGUUUAUACGAGCUCCUGCUGUCAGACAUCAGCCACUGCAGCAAGCGCCCCCUAUGGCCAGGGUCGACAGUAUGCAGACUCUUGCGUCCUCUUCAUCUUUUGGUUCCGGUGGGACGUCCUCUUCGUAUGUAGACGAUGUUCGUUAUUAUCGAAAUUUCUCCUACGAGACACAACCUAGUGUGGCUCCUUCUCAAGCUCCCAGGAUUGAUAUUCAACCAAGUACGCCUUCAGCGUCCGAGAGAAGUUACUGUUCGUCUUGCAGACGAAAUAGAAGGAAGCGGGAUUUUCUGAGAACGUCAUCAAAUUGCACGAGUUGUGUUUCGCAAAGCUCGUUAUACACGCAAGUCGCGAGACCUGCACAGAGGAACCUUUCCCAGGACACCAACGAUACAAAUUCACUUCGAUCGCAAAGAACAUCAAGAGACACUAACGAUACGAACUCUAUAAAAUCGCACAGAUCCCAUCGUUCGGGGCGUAACCAUAGUAGGGGCGUCUCGUCGAAGAUUUCCCGCCUUAAGUCACAAGCGGACUAUUUAAAUACGGAACAGAUAGCUACGCCACGAUCAUCAGUUGGUUCGCAACAUGACGUCACAGAUCCAAACCCUGUCACAAGGAGACAUAAAUUAGUUGAUCGUUUGGGUUCUUCAAGUGGAUUCAGACUGGUAAAAAGAAUGUUUUCCAUUGAUCUAAAAUAGUCAGAGAUUUAUAGGAUGCGAUGGAAUUUUUCCAGUGGUACAUCUCACGGAGUACUAGAUUUACCCGGUGAAAGCUCGUUGUAACUGGUGAUCGCAAAUGCUAUGUUAUAAAGUGAUCACAACGGUUUAAUGAAAUCCUAAGGCAAUCAUUCAAGUUGUAGAAUGACUGUUAUGGAGUAAGUGUGUUGUUUUGAUCAUUAGUAGAAUAGUAGUGCAGAAUGAGAUAGGCUACACAGAGCUGUAAGGAGAAUUAGAUCGAGUGUUCGAUUAGUAAUUCUUAAGGCUGUGAUAAAAAGUGGUCUUCAAUCUUGUAGUAGUAUGAUGACCAUCAUAAUGAUAAUUAGAUUGAGUAUAUAUAUUUAUAUAUUUAGAUUAUAAGUAUGAAUACAUUUAUACUAAAUGUGAACUCUUUAAAUGGCUUAUAAUCUAUACCCUGAUCUUUAUAAUAAUAAUAUAUAAUAUAAUAAUAAUAAUAAUGAUCUUUAUACCUUAAAAGGAGUAGGGUCACGAUUAGAACCAAUGAAUGUUCAAAUUCUAUUUUAAUGUUUCAAGUGCUAAGUUGGGUAUGAUAUCUCGAACUCAAUAAUUGAAAGUUGGUUGUCAAGUUGCUGGCAAGAUUUAGAACUCGCAAUUCCUUGUAAGGUAAAGAAAGCUUGUAUCAUGUUUUCAAUACAGAUCGAUGAAUAGAAAAUACCAUACAUGUAUUUGAAAAAAAAAACAGGAUUUGAC